AUGUGGUUGUUUAGCGGCUCUAUCAUUGAAUUACAACCAAAACUGAGAUAUCGUCGAUAUAAUAUGCCCUUGUUUUCUAUAUGGAUUCGAUAUGCAGAGCCACAUCCAGAAGUGUGGUUAAGAAAUUGUAUUGGUAUGAUGAGAGUUAUAAAAAAAGACGGCAUUCAGACAUUUAAUAAUCAACGUGUUGAUAUAAAAUUUCUCUCAAUAACAGGUGAUUACCCGGCUUUGAAAUUAAUAUUGAAUUUUAUCGGACAUGGCGGUUAUUUCUGUUGUUGGUACUGUUAUUUACGUGGUGUACAUGUUAAUAACAAACGACAAUAUUUACAUGCAAACCCGAUUAUUCUUCGUGGUGCAUCUGCAUAUAAAGAAGGAUGUUUAGAAGCUGAAAGAACAAAAAAUAAUGUGUUUGGCCACUUAGGCACAUCAAUUCUUGACGAGAUAAUGGACACUACUUUUCCCGAAGCGAUUGUUACUGACUACCAGCAUGUGACAUUACUGAGGCAUACAAAAACUAUCACUACUUCUGUUUAUCGUCGACUAAAUCCUCAACAACGUCUUACACUAGAUAAAAACUUAAAAAAUCAAUCCUUUCCACAUUUUUUUAAUCGGAAAAUGAGGCUAUUGGUUGAUUUAUCGUAUGUAAAAGCAACUGAAUUUCGAAAUAUCUUAUUUUACGGUCUGGUACCUUUAUUACAUCAUAUAAUGGAUAUUGAUUUUAUGGCACAUUUAGUUUUAUUCGUCUGUUCAAUUCGACUCUACCAUUCUCAGCCGCCGUUAUUUGAUCAACAAACAUCACAAAUAGCUGCUGAACUAUUUGAGCGGUAUUAUGAAGAUCAUGAACAGUAUCACCUGAAUUUACAGAAUUUUGUUUUACAUCUAUAUGUGCAUUACGAAAAGUUAUACCGAAACUAUGGAUCUUCGGCAAAUAUUGGCUGUUUUGCUCAAGAAGACCUAAUAGGGAGCGUCAGUUCUGAUCGUCAUGGCACAAGGUACCAUGGAGAAUUGAUUACAUAUUAUUAUAAUCUAGACUUUACAUUGAACAACAGAGAAUCAGAACGUGCGCCUCAACAACAACAAGUAUAUGAACCGAUUGAUAUGGAUAAAAACUUUGUUCUUAAUCAAUGUCCAGCGUUAUUUGAACAACAUGUACAAUUAUGUAACUGUUCAUAUAUUUUAAAUUGUGUUUUCGUUUAUCGUCGUUGUAUUGUUAGAAAUCGAGUUUAUCAUUCUUUAUUAUAUAAUAAACGGGGAAAUGCCGUGAGCUAUUUUCUGAAACAAAAAUUCAGUGAUUUAUUCAGAGCGUCUGUUUACUUCGAUUGGUUAAAAGCACCCUUAGAUAGCUGUUUUGUCGUUCUUCGUCGUGAACCAUGUACGAAUUUUGAUUGUGUGGAUGUUAAUUUUAUUUUUAAGCAUUAUAUUGUUUUUGAUACUAAUCGGUCUUUGAUUAUAACCGAAGUUUCCGCUUACAAUGAACAUGGACUAAAACGUUUUUUAAACUUUUUUGUUUAUUUAUCCAAAGAGCACAUGCAGGAAUCGGAGAAAAACUAG
Messenger RNA from Didymodactylos carnosus, 1551 nucleotides. The record is from the annotation of a GenBank genome assembly. NCBI's taxonomy places the organism in Eukaryota, Metazoa, Rotifera, Eurotatoria, Philodinida, Philodinidae.